CCCGGUACUAUCGCCUCUCGAGCCGCAUUUCAACGGCGACUAUCGAAGCGACCACAUCACACGAAAGAGUUUGACACUUCGGCUUUGGCGCACGUCGACCUGAUUUUGACACAUCAUCCAGGAGACGUAGGAGCGAGAAGAGAACCAAUUAGCACAGUGCGAGCAAACGACGGAAUCGAUCGCUCUUGGUCACCUUUCUCGCUAGCCUUUCUCAGCCCCCAAGUGGAAGGUACACCGGCGCCGAUCGUUUCAGGGAGGGCUUCCAAAAUCCCUCCCAUCUACGAACGUCCAACAACCAGCAACAUUUCAGUUGAGGAAGGAGGUGUUCUUAACGUAUCAAAAUCAUGCAAUCGUCAGCCGCAGCAGUUAUCUGUUACUCGUGGCGUGAGAUCGCGGCCACUGGGCGAUGCCACCUCGACGAAGGUGGGGACAAUACCUCUCCUAAGUCCGACAAUGGAAACCGAAUUUUUGAAAGAGCCCUGGGUGUUUCCGCGCACAAAGACAAAUUCUUCUACAAGAGAAGAGGUCACCGCGGCACUCUCCGCCUGGGAGGAGGACUUUCAGGAUCUGAGCAGUUGGUGCAUGGACACGUUCCAGGGUCAAUGCGAUUUUCAUAUAGGUGAAUCGACUACGUUUAAAGUAUCAGGUACGAAAUACGAGGAUAACGGCGUUUCGAUUGUGGAAGAGAAGGGAAUAUUAAAAGAUUUGAAGAGUACGACUGAUGAUGAAAAGCUGAAUUUGAAAAUGAUAACCGCUAAGACUACCGAAGAAUCAAAUGACAAUCGUCAUUUGCUGCUAUCUCCAUCGGGAUUGGUUAACGAUUACGAAUUAGGAUAUAAAAACGAAGAGAAGAACGCAACCAGCUCCUGGUUAAUGUCACCCGAAGCGUCUGUAGCUUCUACAAGUACCGCGUCGAGUAAGCAACAUAACGUUGAUGCUGACACGUUGUUACAAUCCGAGUAUCGCGCGAGCAGCUUGACUUCAUCUUUCGAGACCACCACAAUCACAAAUCAGCGUGAAACAUGGGAUGAGCUACGUACGAUCGAGACCACCGGAUCGGACACUUUCGACCUGCUGUCGUAUCUCUGUGACGAUGCACUGCUUUCCCAGGAAGGCGGCACUUCUACCGAAUCUUCAGCCGUGCUGAAACUCAAAUCGGAGGCGACGGUGUUGCCAUCCUUAUUCACGCUUAGCCCCGCGAAGGUGAAGACGGAGGAAGAGGUCAUCGAACCGAUGCCAUCGACGCGUCGAAGGAUGUCGACACGUGCAACGUCGACGGUGACCUCAUCAUCGGUGGAACCUCCCGUAGUGUCGUCUCGCAGAUCGGAGAGAACGAGGACAUCGAGUAGCAAAGCCGCUGAGAGCAGAGAACGAGAGACGAUUGUCAGAAUAAGGACGAGGGAAAAUGGAAGGAAGAGAUACUACGAAGAGAGCGAUUCCGAUGACGACAUCGGCCUGUCGCAGUACAGAGAAUGUCGGGAGAAGAACAACGAGGCGUCGCGAAAAUCGCGGAUGAACAAGAAGGUGAAGGAAUCGGAAAUGACGAUUAGGGCGAUCAAGCUUGAGAGGGAUAACAAGGUGUUGAAGAUGAAGGUCGAGGAGCUGGAGAAACUGGUGACGUCGAUGCGCAACGCGUUAUUAAGAUCUGCUUUAAAGGGAGUGUUUUAAGAGUACACGCGUUAUUUAAUAUCUAGACGUACACGAGCUGUCGCGCGCGCAUAAUGCAUUAAUAAUCUGUGCACACUUUUCGUUCUUUUUUUUUUUUAUACAGACGCCAUCUCAUUACGUAAUAUCUAAUGGAAUUAUGUAAAUUUUAACAUUGACUUAUUUGUCUCAAUUAUCUUGAGACUUAUUGUUACUCGUUAUUUUGACGUUGUUUUAUCGAGAGACGUUCUUUCAUAUCUCUAUAUAGCGUCUCCCUAUACACUGUAAAAAAAUGUGUAAAAUUACAUUAAUAAUAUGUAAAAUUAC
This is a messenger RNA of Nylanderia fulva, 1971 nucleotides long. RefSeq lists its product as uncharacterized. NCBI's taxonomy places the organism in Eukaryota, Metazoa, Arthropoda, Insecta, Hymenoptera, Formicidae. Gene Ontology annotation, molecular function: DNA-binding transcription factor activity. The record is from RefSeq and is a predicted model, not a curated record. Gene Ontology annotation, biological process: regulation of DNA-templated transcription.